This is a messenger RNA of Penicillium angulare, 183 nucleotides long. Its product is annotated as mitochondrial 54S ribosomal protein bL33m. Gene Ontology annotation, molecular function: structural constituent of ribosome. Lineage: Eukaryota; Fungi; Ascomycota; Eurotiomycetes; Eurotiales; Aspergillaceae. The record is from RefSeq and is a predicted model, not a curated record. The coding region runs from base 1 to 183 and encodes 60 amino acids. Gene Ontology annotation, biological process: translation. Gene Ontology annotation, cellular component: mitochondrion; ribosome. The transcript is spliced from 2 exons.
AUGGCCAAAAAAUCCAAGUCUCGCACCAUUGCUGUGCGCCUCAUCUCCAUGGCAAUGACAGGAUACUAUCGCACAAUGAUCCGGCCCCGUGUCCACCGUCCGCUCAGCAUGAUGAAGUACGACCCCGUCGUGAAGAGGCAGGUGCUUUUCCUUGAGGCGACCAAGGGUGGAAAGGCGAAAUAG